Messenger RNA from Dentiscutata heterogama, 1220 nucleotides. The record is from the annotation of a GenBank genome assembly. NCBI's taxonomy places the organism in Eukaryota, Fungi, Glomeromycota, Glomeromycetes, Diversisporales, Gigasporaceae.
GACAAAUGCCGGAGAAUUCACCACACAAUACCGAGAACAAACACCAGAGAAUUCAUCAUAGUGCUGAAAGUGUCAAAAGACAAAUGCCGGAGAAUUCACCACACAACGCCGAAGGUGUUAAGAACAAACAUCAGAGAAUUUAUCACAGUGCCCAAAAACAAAUGCUGGAGAAUUCACCACACAACACCGAAGAUAUUCAAGAACACCAGAGAAUUCAUCACAGUGCCAAGAACAAAUGCCGAACACCAGAGAAUUCAUCACAGUGCCAAGGACAAAUGCCAGAAAAUUCACCAUACAACUCUGAAGUAUUCAAGAACACCAGAGAAUUCAUCACAGUGCCCGAGGACAAACUCCAGAGAAUUUACCACACAAUGCCAAAGGUAUUUAAGAACACCAGAGAAUUCAUCACAGUGCCCAAGGACAAACGCUGGAGAAAAUUCACCACACAAUGCCAAAGGUGUUCAAGAACACCAGAACAAAUGUCAGAGAAUUCACUAUAUGAUGCCGAAGGUGUUCAAGAACAAACACCAGAGAAUUCAUCACAGUGCCAAAAGUGCCCAAGAACAAACAUCAGAGAAUUCACCACAACGCUGAAGAAUUUAUCACACAAUACUGAAGGUAUUCAAGAACAAACACCAAAGAAUUCAUUAAAAUACCAAAAUGCUGAAAGUGCCCAAGGACAAAUGCCGGAGAAUUUACCACACAAUGCCGAAAGUUUUAAGAACAAACACCAGAGAAUUCAUUAUGCCAAAGAUGCCCAAGAACAAAUACCAAGCAUAACACCAAAAUGUUCAAGGACAAACACUCCACAUAAUGCUGAAAAUGCCCAAGAACAAGCACCAAAGAAUUUAUUACACAAUGCCGGAGACAAGCACCAAAGAAAAAGAACUCACUACACAACAUUGAAAGUGUUCAAGAAAAAUUCACCACACACUGCUGAAAGUGCCCGAAAACAUGUACCAGAGAAUUUACCACUAGAGAAUUCACUACACAAUGCUAAAUGUGCCCAAGGACAAGCACCAGAGAGUUCACACACAAUGCCAAAUAUGCCCAAGAACAAAAUCAGAAGGUUUACAAUGCCAAAGACAAACACCAAAGAUUCAUAUGCUGAAAAAAUGCUCGAGGACAAACACCAGAAGAUUUACAAUGCCAAAUUAAGAAUUCACCUUACAUUGCCAGGAGAGCACAGAGACACACUAUAUAAUAUCAAAAGUUUCUAG